AUAUUCUUUGUUAUUCAUUCUUUGCGUAAUUUUUCUGCUUCUUCUUUUCUCUUUUUUUUUUUUUCCCCACUCUUCACAGAGGCUGUUUUUUUGAAGCCUCCAGGAACUUUUCUUUUUACUCGAUUAACGUUCACAUCUCUCAGCAGUGAAAGAAGAAUUAACUUGUUCUUCCUCCGUUUAAAAAGGAAUCUAGCAUCGAAUAUUUCCGAUCCGUCACAAAAAAAAACUCAAAGAAGCACUGCAACGAAGUAACGCGAGCCGAUACGCCGCACGCAGAUCGUCGAGAAUGUCUACACAUAUCUCUCAGAUUGCGGAAUCGCAAGAUGGAAAUGAGCUGAGACACAACGAUUCAAGCAGAGGUGGUCGAGGAACACAUAAUAGACGUAAUAGGAACCGUGAUGGUCAUGGGGGACGUGGCAGGAGUGGUGUUGCUCAUCAUACAUCCGGCGGGGAUCGCGGUUCACGCCCUUCAGGGAGAAGUCGAGGGAGAGGUGGUAGACGGGGUGAUGGCGAGGCAAGAAGAGCACAGCAUAUUAGCGCUGCACGAGUGGACCCAGGUUCUGGAAGAGUAUUCGCUGGACGAUUGACGAGACCCGAUGAAUUGGAAAAUGCGAACGAUCGCACGCCUCAGGGAACAAAUGAUAGUGUUGAGAAUGGCCCCGCAUCCUUACGAGCAGAUGCUCCGGAGUUCGUGCCUGGAGCUCCUUCAAAAGCUUCACCUUCAACCGCCCUUGAUUCCUACCUACCAACGCAACGUAAACCGAAACAACCCAGAAACCCCAAGACGAAAUCUACCGCGGACGAUAUUGCUACUCGUACACACGAAGAUAUACAGAAUGGAUUCUACGAGUGUCCAAUUUGCACAUCUGAAUUGGGAAGAAGAUCAAAAGUAUGGUCAUGCAAGCGCUGUUGGACUGUUUUUCACUUGAGUUGCAUAAAAAAGUGGUCGAACAAUGAAGGAUCAGCAAUGGAACGCCCACGAGGCGACGAUGAGGAGAACACAGAAGCAUUGCGGCCUCGAUUAUGGAGGUGUCCCGGUUGCAAUUUGCCACAAGAUGUUAUGCCGUCGAUUUAUAGCUGUUGGUGUGAAAAGGAGAUCGACCCUCGACCAUUACCCGGCUUGCCUCCACAUUCUUGUGGUCAAAGCUGCUCGAAGUCUCGAAACGGUUGUCCACAUCCAUGCAAUUUAGUCUGCCAUGCUGGUCCAUGCGCCUCUUGUCAGGCCAUGGGGCCAACUCAGCGAUGUUUCUGUGGACGACAUGAAUCUACAAAGAGAUGUGUGGAUACAGAUUACGAAAACGGAUGGAGCUGCAUGAAGAUUUGUGGCGAGCUACUAUCCUGUUUGCGUCACAAGUGCCAGCGUCCUUGUCACGAAGGCCCGUGUGGUGCUUGUGAGGAAUCCGUCCACGCUAAGUGCUAUUGCGGGAAGGUCACUAAGGAUAUGCCAUGUAGGGAGACGGGAGAGGAGAAAUACAGUGAACGUGGGAUUGAAAUGGAAGAAAUUUCCGGGGAGAUUUCAACGUGGACCGGGUCAUUUGAUUGCACGUCCAUUUGUGACCGUGUCUAUGAUUGUGGCCUGCAUCGCUGUCAGCAAUCAUGUCAUCCUCAGAGCCGGGCAGUGCCGCACUGUCCAAGCUCUCCGGACGUUGUUAAACAUUGUCAAUGUGGAAAAUCACUUCUCUCAGAUAUCCCAAAUGCUAAAGCGCGGACUUCGUGCGAAGAUCCGAUCCCCACAUGUGAGAAACCUUGUGGAAAAGUGCUGCCGUGCAAACAUACCUGUCCAAAGUUCUUCAACCACCGCUUCCUUGCGGAACAACUGCUCCGGCAUGUCAUUACAACUGCGAGCGGCCGAAGCCCUGUGGUCAUCCGCAAACCCCUCAUACCUGUCAUAUGGACGAUGAAAACUGUCCGAAGUGUCCGUACUUUGUGGAAAAGAAGUGUCUCUGUGGAAGAACGUCGUCCAAGCAACCAUGUUCGCAGCCUAACGGCCAAUGUGCUUUCAUAUGUUCAAAGCCCUCCAAAUGUGGCGCCCAUACAUGCCAGCGGUUCUGUCAUAGGCCGGGAGAGUGCUCGGAUUCGAACAGCCCUUGCCAGAAGACAUGUGGAAAGCGUCUUAAAACUUGCGGACAUCCCUGCCAAGAGCGCUGCCAUGCUCCGUAUCCUUGUCCCGAGUCCACUCCAUGUCGAUCUCGCGUUUCUAUUACCUCCAAGAACCUCUGAUGAAAGAUUAAAAUGCGAUGAUGAAUGUGCGCGUCUAAAAAGAAACCGUGACUUGGCUUCCGCUUUGAAUAUUGAUAUAGAUCCGGUUACAACUACAGCUGCCAAUCCGACUGUAGGGCCACAGGACUCGGAUACUCUGCCAUAUUCGGACGAUACCCUCGACCUGUACGUUCAGCUAUCCUCCUCUUCGACAUUGGCUACCCUUCAGGGCUAUGAAGCAAGCCUUCAUGCACUCGCUACCCAAGACUCGCAAAAAUCGAACCGCUUUCCACCAUGCCGAUCCCAACUUCGUGCCUUUAUCCAUUCUCUUGCAGGGGACUGGGGAUUCCAAUCCGAAAGUUUUGACCCGGAGCCAGUUCGCCAUGUUUUUGUGUACAAAGCUCCGGGGUGGAUCUCACCAGGUGUCGCUGCCGCCGGCCAAACGAGGAUUGGCAUUCGUGGUCUAAGCGUCAUUGAGUGUAUUAAAUUACGAGAGCGUGAACGCGCAAGGGAAAAAGAAGCUAGGAGAGCAGCCGCUGAAAAGGCAAGACAUGAAGCUGAACAACUGAACGAUGAAUGGACAGUCCUGGAACAGAAGGAUGAACAUGGGUGGUCGAGAGUUGUAUCGAAGAAGAAGCCACAGUGGUGGAAUGAUAGUGAUAUUCAGAAGCUUGCACCGAAUUUAGCGCAGACUGGACCUGGCGAAGGUAGCAGUAUGGGACUGAGCAGUGGCAGGUUUGGCAGUCUCAUAUUGAAAAGUGGUGUCGGUAGGGGAAAGGAAAUGGAUGGAUCAAGUUCACGUCCUUCUUCGUCAGGGGGCCGAAAGAAGCUGGCUAGCGAUGAGGAGGUCGUUGAUGAUUGGGAGGAGGAGAUUGAAAAAGAAGAGAAAGCAGAAGAGAAAGAAAAAGAGGAGGAGAAAGAGAAGCAGGAGCCGUCUGAUGUCCUUCCGCCUGAUCAUCAGCCUUGGGAUUGGGCUUCUGAAGGGGAAGGCGAGUCAUAUAUUGUCGAAACCGGGUUUCCAAUCGUUGGGAAUUGA
Molecule: messenger RNA, 3235 nt
Organism: Coccidioides immitis RS
Lineage: Eukaryota; Fungi; Ascomycota; Eurotiomycetes; Onygenales; Onygenaceae
Product: NF-X1 finger transcription factor
Exons: 3
Coding region: 287-3235 (982 amino acids)
Biological process (GO): negative regulation of transcription by RNA polymerase II
Cellular component (GO): nucleus
Molecular function (GO): RNA polymerase II transcription regulatory region sequence-specific DNA binding; DNA-binding transcription factor activity, RNA polymerase II-specific; zinc ion binding
Source: RefSeq, a predicted model, not a curated record